GGUCCACUGAGUUGCCCGCCUGAUCAUGAUGAUGGACAUCAGAAUGGACUAUCUUGCUACUAUAAGCACAGCACUUUAAAAACAUGGGAAGAAGCAAAAAAGGACUGCACUGCUUCUGGAAGCAAUUUGGUGAAAAUAAAUGGUACUAGCAAAACUGACACGGGAUUCCUGACCCGCCUAUUGGACACUAUUAAUUUCAAAGAGGUAGCUGAAUUAAGUAAGAGUGACCAAAAAACAGGUAGCGCUAUGAAAUAAAUAUGGAUAUAAAAGAUAUAUAUACACGGGAAAUUGAUCAGCCAAUCAAAAACGGCGAAAAAUUUUGUAGAGGUGCUCAAUGCCUCUAAAUCUUUACCUGUUAGCAUGCCCUACUGAGAGCCUAUACACGCAGAGGGUAGAGGGACGCCUUAUGACAUGUUAUAAUCAAUCACAGACUAACUAGCAUGAAUGUGGACUCAACCGCUGUUCAGUGAUAGAAACAGGUCCUAGACAAGCUUCACAUGAUGUUCUAGGACUGCUCAUCCCUGUUAUCAGGACCUAUUUAUUCAAAAGGUGCUUUGCUUAUAGUUAUUCAACUUUUGAUAAAUUAGAGCCAGCCAGGGGACAAUGAAACGUCGGUGGCUCAGGGGAAAGAAACGGAAAGAACUAUAGUUAGAACAUUAUUAUCAUGAUCAUGAUCAUCAUCGUCGUCAUCAUCAUCAUCAUCAUCAUCAUCAUCAUCACCAUUAUUACUGAUAUCAUUCGUAAGUUGCUGUUUUGCUUUUUUAUUUUAAAGGACAUUUGGAUCGACCCUGAAGGAACCAACCCUAAACCGUGCUUCAUAAUCCCGAGGACAGAUAAUAGAAAGACAGACCGUGACUGUGGCCAAAGGCAUGCUUAUCUUUGUGAAAAGCCCGUCCCAGGUAUGAUUUCAUUAUGGUGGCACACUUCCAUUUGAAGGCUACGAAGUAGCUUUAAUUUAAAACAAAUGAGGAAAGUAAGGUCUUCUUAUCAUCAUUUUUAUAUAAACUUUCAUCUCGGCUUUUUACGCCGGUCAAAAACUGCACAAAACCAAAAAGUAUCUCUGACCCUGCUCGGAUCAAAAGAAGAAAAAACGUGUCUGUUGCCUAUGUUUCUUAUUAUAAAAAUUCCUUUUCAAACAAUCAGCAACCGUGGUAUCCAAGGGUACUUGCUAAAAUGGCCUAUAUGGGGAGGCUUCGCCAGAAAGGGGCGCCUUUUUCAGGCUUCAGGUAUAUUAAACGGUAGGGGUUACUCUUAUAAAGUAUAUAAAAGGUUCGGGAAAUCUGUCAUUGCGGUCCCAGGCGCAUUCUAUGGCUGUGAAAAACAUAAGAAAACUGUCUGGUUUAGCGACUUGUUCAUAGCUUAAAGACGGUACAUUUACAGCAGUUAAAAAAGAUGCAGCUUUCUAAAUUGGUGUGUAAAAGGGGUGCCUUUUGUCAUUUAAAGGUAUGCGAAAGGGGUCCGUUUUUUUGUCAAAAACUGGUAUGUAAAAGGGUAAGGAGUUGGACCUCAGGGCGGAGCCUCCCCCUUAUAAAAUUUUGUUGAGUACUUUCCCCUCUUACUUACGUACUUUCCCCUCCCCUCCCCACGCCUUGGUAAUGUGUUAAAGUCUUUAGCCCAGAAUUAAAAAACGUUGCUUUUUCCUUUAGGUAAAGUUUGCCAUAAUAAGUGCUCGGGGAAAAUGUCAUCUGUUCCCACUGAAGUCAAUUGCUCAUUUCCAAAAAGUCUCUGUUUUAAGUACAAUAAUAAGAGCGCGAAAGAUGGACAAUUCACCGAACAAGGGUGUAUAUCAGCUGAACAAUGCAGACAACUUGACAACCAAAAAGGCUUGGAAUGUUGCCAUGGUGAUUUGUGUAAUACA
Porites evermanni is the source of this 1858-nucleotide messenger RNA. The record is from the annotation of a GenBank genome assembly. NCBI's taxonomy places the organism in Eukaryota, Metazoa, Cnidaria, Anthozoa, Scleractinia, Poritidae.